Messenger RNA from Coturnix japonica (Japanese quail), 4491 nucleotides. The record is from RefSeq and is a predicted model, not a curated record. Lineage: Eukaryota; Metazoa; Chordata; Aves; Galliformes; Phasianidae.
CCGCACCUGUCCGCGCCGCGCUGAGCCCCCCGCACUCCGCCGCCGCUCCCCGCCGCCCCUCGGUGCCUGAGUGUCCGGCACCCCACUGCACACACGCCCGCAGGCGCUCACGCACUGACUUGCAGCACUGCCCAGGCUGCCGAGCAGCGCCUCCAGCAGCCCCCUCACUCCUUCCCAUCUCCUCCCUCGCUCCCGCCCGCUGCUCCGGAGGAUGCCCGGCUCAACGAGUUGUACACCAUUUCAGCAGACAUGUGUGAUCAUUCCACCUGCAUAUCUGGAGUUGCUUUAUGCCUUCACUGGUCUUUUCAGUGACUACUAAAAACUUCUUGAGACUGAGCACUGGAACAGAUGAGUUAAAUUCUUCUUGAAUAUUCUUUGUUGGAAGUGGAUGUAUUGGACUUUCUGAAUGUGCAUAAGGACGCAAAGAUUUUCUUUUUCCCAGACUUCAUCUUGUGUUGCCCAUGUAUUGUCUGUGGAUUAAAGUAUGUUAAGGGCACCAUUACCAUACUGUGCCCAGGUACCUGUUCUGUAUCUGGCUCAAGAGUGCUUGAACUGUUAUGAAGUCCCAGAGAGACAGACUGAAGAAGUCCUGAAGAUUGAUGGAGGGCCAUGCUAUUCAAACAGCAGGUGUUGCUGAGACAGAAGCUCUUUGUGCUAGGCAGCCUUGCUAUUGGAAGUCUCCUAUAUCUAGUUGCCAGAGUUGGGAGCUUGGAUAGACUGCAGCCCCUCUGCCCCAUCGAUGGUCGAUUUGGACCCCGCAGCCAGGAUGAAAUCCCGCUGCGAGCUCUGCAGUUCAAGCGAGGGCUACUCCAUGAGUUCCGUAAGGGCAAUGCCACAAAGGAGCAAAUACGACUGCACAAUCUGGUUCAGCAGCUUCCCAAGGCCAUCAUCAUUGGAGUGAGGAAAGGAGGCACACGUGCACUGUUAGAGAUGCUGAAUCUUCACCCUGCAGUGGUCAAAGCUUCUCAAGAGAUUCAUUUCUUUGACAAUGAUGAGAACUAUGCCAAGGGGAUUGAGUGGUACCGGAAAAAAAUGCCUUUUUCUUACCCUCAUCAAAUAACAAUUGAGAAAAGCCCUGCAUAUUUUAUCACUGAGGAAGUACCCGAAAGGAUUUACAAAAUGAACUCGUCUAUCAAAUUAUUGAUCAUUGUCAGGGAACCCACCACAAGAGCUAUUUCUGAUUACACUCAGGUGCUGGAAGGCAAGGAAAGAAAGAACAAAACUUACUACAAAUUUGAAAAGCUGGCUAUUGAUCCUAAUACCUGUGAAGUGAACACUAAGUAUAAGGCAGUGAGAACCAGCAUCUACACAAAACACCUGGAAAGAUGGUUAAAAUAUUUCCCAAUUGAGCAGUUUCAUAUCGUAGAUGGAGACCGGCUCAUCACAGAACCACUGCCGGAACUCCAGAUGGUCGAGAAGUUCCUAAAUCUUCCUCCGAGGAUAAGUCAGUACAAUUUAUACUUCAAUGCCACCAGAGGGUUUUAUUGCUUGCGAUUUAACAUUGUCUUUAAUAAGUGCCUGGCAGGUAGCAAGGGACGCAUUCAUCCAGAGGUGGACACCUCUGUCAUUACCAAAUUGCGCAAGUUCUUUCAUCCUUUUAAUCAAAAAUUUUACCAGAUCACUGGGAGGACAUUUAACUGGCCCUGACCUAAACUUCAUGCAACAUUUUCAGAUGCAUCUGAGACAUGCAGUAAUGUCUCUACUAAAAUAUGCACUUUUGACAUAGUAUCAAAGUAAUGUUUUUCAUGCAUACGUGUACAUAUGCAGUGUGUGACCAAAUAUACAGUGGGAUCAAUUUUUUCUACAGAAUAGUAACUAACAUUAAUUUACCGUCAGCAUAGUUGCAUCUUCUAAGCUAUACUAAUAAAGGACAAAGAGGUACUUAGGGAAAUAAAGUCCAACACCAUUAAAAGGGUCAGUGUUCCUCUUGCUUGAAGUGUUUAUGUGACAUACUUAUUGAUCUAAGCAGAAUUUUAGUUUAUGUCAUACAAAUUCAUGUCAAAAGUCUGUGAAGCUGUAAGAAAGCAUAAUAUUCAGGCUAUAUUUGGUAUGUGUAUUGCUGAAGGAAUACUGACACUUUAAAUACCAUGCUGAAUUUUUACAAUGAGAGUGGAUAGUACUAUUUUCUUAUUAUUUGAAAUUAAUAUCUCAUUAAACUACAUUGGUUUGGAGUUCCUGUGGUGAGUUUGCACUAUUGUUUUAUUGUAUGGACCAUAGUGUCACUUGUAGCAUGUCAAUCAUGUGUCAAAAAAAAAGUCAAACAACUUUUUCUUCUAUGAUUGAGUGUUGACAAAGACAAACAUCAUGUACAUAGUGUACAAUGUUUGUAAAUACUGGUUUCACACUAAGUAAUUCUAUUUUGUAAACUGAAUAUGGCUAUUUAAUUUAUUGUGAAAAUUAAAUUUAUUGUGGUAUUUAAAAAUGGAAUGGAUUAAAAUUACCUAUAUGCACAACCGUUAUUCACCUUUCUUUGAUGUAUAUCAGUGCAGUUACUUAAACUGGACAAACCAUGUUCAUGUUUGUGCAAGAGCUGCGUGUGGAAACUUGGUUUCUGAACAGCUGUGAUAACUGGUAUAUGAGGUGAAGAUGAGUUUAUUAAAAAACUCAACCAUAUGGGGAUAUGGUGUUAUAUACAGCUCAAAGAACAUCACUGCUGUUCUGUUACAGCACUUUGCAAUAAUUAAUUCAAUUUCAAUAACCCAUGAGGCUAAAGAACGACUCUAAAAGAUUACUGUAACCAAGUAUAUCAGAAAAGCAGAGCAGCCAUUAAAACCAAAACAACAGACAGAAAAAGUAGAUUAGAAGAGCUACAGAGAUUUCAUCAUAGGAAGCCAGUAAUGUUUCAGAAGUCAGGGAAAACUGUAUAACUGUUUUGAUACCUCUGCUUUUAUCUGAUAACACAUGCUUCUGCUCAGAAAUAACCACACUGUUGUUAGCAUUUGCAUAAACAGGUAGCUCAGCUUGUGUUUCUAUUCUUGUCAGUAAGUGACAAGAAAUUAGUACAGAAAGUGAGUGUUUUAGUGCUUUAUACAUUGUAUGACCCUUAAGGAUUAAUAUGAAAAACAGUAGGAAUAUUUGGAAAAUACAUUUUAAAUUAAGAAGGAAAAAAGAGAAAAAGAAAACUGGCCUCUACAGAUUGAUAGGGAUAUGGGUUAUGGAAGGUAUCCAGAAUAUCUGCAAAUUCUGAGCUACAAUAGCAGAGUAGUUAGUAAUACAGAUUAUAAUAAGAUCAAGUUUUCCCUGUGGGCUGUUUAACUGGCUCAGCGAUUUGGAAGCAUCAGUUUUCUAAAUAAGUGAUUUUUAAAUCUCUAGUGAGAGAUUGCUACUUGUCUUGCUGUUUUUUUAAUCGUAUGUGCUAGCACAGUGAGCAACGUGCCCUUUCUUCAUGCUAAUUCAGAGUCUUGCCAACACAACACAGUAGAGCAUAUGUGGAAUUUUCCUGAGAAGCUACAGUACUACACACUGAUUUCCUGCACAACAGCCGUUUAUCAUGCCCACAUCCAUACGUAGAGACUGAGGCAUUUAACUCACCUAAUAGCACUCAAAGAGAAGACUUUACCUAUUUUAAAAUUUGCACAAUCUUCAGUUGACCAGUCAGGUACCAGAUGGCUUUUGUGAUACUUAUUGGCUUAAGGUAGUCUUGUCUACAAGCUCCAAAAAAGGGUUGAGACAUAUUUUCAAUGAAAGGGAUAAGUUAGGCCAAAGGUAUUUCAGGCCUUAACAUAUACAUCUGAAGUGAACAUUUCCCUGUAUUGUCUUGGAAAAAAAAAUAAAAAUAAAAAUAAAAUAAAAUUUAAAAAAUCACAGCAACUGGUUUAAAAGGUAAAGAUUACUCAUGAGAGUCAGCUGGAUUGAUCUCCAGCUUCUCAUUUGCAAUCUUGGAGAUACAAGAAGAAAUGUAGGCGAUAUCCUUGGCAGAUCUGGUGCAAAAAAUAAAGCACAGAGAAAUAGUCAGGAAUAGUAGGGGAAGAAAGAGAAAUCAGAGGCACUGGAAUGUGUUAAGAAGCCUAAAAGUGUAGGAUGCUGGUUAACUUUCACUGAGACUUCAGUGCAACGUCCUUGAGUCUUUUUGACAUUCCCUGGCAAAAAGAAAAUUUGAGACUCAGUUCUUCAUACACCAAUCCAGCGCACCACCCAAAGCAUGCUUGUAGGUUAAUGGGGGUUUUGCUGCAGUAUUCAUAACUGGUUUGAAAAGUUUUGACCUUAUAUUAUUUGCCUCUUCAGGAACAAUUUGUGAGUAACUCACUUCAGCCUCUUUGCUUUUCUUCCAAAAUCCUGGGUGAAUCAUUUCUAUUCAAACAGAUCACAAGUGUUCAGUCUGAGAAGAAUGCUCAGAGCUUGAGUGUAUGAUUGCAGUGAUGCACAGUUAUAUGAAGCUGCAGCUGUUAACAUAUGUCAUUCAAGUUCUCUAAAUACAUUGCACCAUUUGUAUUUUCUGUACUGUAAAAUUGCAGGCUUCGUAGUUCUGAUAAAUGUUUGGAUUAAAACUUC